AUGCAUCAACCCACCGAAGCCGACUAUUCUUCUCCGGAGAGCGCCGGAGACAGCGCAGAUUACGCCGAGCCCCACCUUCUAACGUCGACGGAUCUCCCGGCACCGCCGAGUACUAGCUGCGGCUCCACGGCAAAUCAGCUCCUCCCUCCUGGGUUCUCAACGCUGCGAGCCCCUCCUCCCGUCUACCCUACGGGGCCCUCUCUCCUGCCGCCACUUGGUUUCUACAGCAGCUGUGCUUCCACCUACGGAGCGGCAGGGUUCCCCGGCUCGACAUCAACCUACGCUCACACGUCUUGGGCUACUAACUACAAUUCUCCUUGCUCGCAUCUCAACGGAGUGCCACAGUCGUUCAGUGCUCCCUACUCGACUUAUCCCCCGCUCUUCGCAGGUAGCUAUGGAGCUCUCCCCCCUCCCUUACACCAUCCAGAACCGGUCGCCGCAGACUCAACAGUCACGACGUCAGGUUUCACAGGACGAAAGAGGCCACGAGAAGACGACAUUAUUCCCGCCAAGAACUUCCGACCGACAGUGUCCCUGGAGCUACCGACGCCUCCAGACAGCUCCAGUGAUCGCAGUGGGACCAUUUCUCCGCAGAAUUACUUCCAGCAGCCCGAUAUUCUCCCUCUCCAAUCGUCCGUGCCUGCGUCCAUCGGGCUCUCUCCCCCGCUUUCGUUCCCGGCUCCCCCGAUGCCGCAGAACGGCAUACACGUUUCUCUGACUGCCAAGACCGAGGAGCUGUGGAACCUCUUCUACUCGGCCAACACUGAGAUGAUUGUAACCAAGAACGGCAGGUGCAUUUUCCCACUGCUAAUGUUCAACAUCAGUGGUCUCACAAGAAAGAAGGAGUACAACAUAUCCGUCAGAGCAGUGAGCAGCGAUCGCUACCGCUACAAGUACCUCCACAACACCUGGACCCAAGUGUCGGAGUCAGAAUUCACUCACGACCCAAGGAAGAUGGUCGCCAUGCACCCCAACUCCCCACAGACCGGGGCCAAGUGGAUGGCAAAAGACGUGGACUACAAAUCUGUCAAAAUCACCCACUACCCCAAGAGCAAAGGAGGAGAUAUUCUCCUGAAUACGAUGCACAAGUAUUACUUUGAGUUGCUGAUCGAGGAGCUUUCUGCGCCAGAUUCCGAACCGCUGGUGUUUCCGUUCAACCUCACCAGCUUCGUUGCCGUGACGGCCUACCAGAGUGCAAAGCUGACGGAACUAAAGAAAGAGAAGAACCCGUUUGCUAGAGGAGUCAAGCACCACGAGUCUGAGACUGACGCUCAUCCUCAAGCUCCUCCCAGACCAAUCUACGAAUCUGGUUUUCCAGGCUACUACAAUCCAGGAUCUAUACUCUACCCGACAAGUACAGCGGUACCAGUCCCAUACCCUACCCCCUGGAGCCAGAAUGGACAGAGAUAG
Messenger RNA from Geodia barretti, 1410 nucleotides. The record is from the annotation of a GenBank genome assembly. Lineage: Eukaryota; Metazoa; Porifera; Demospongiae; Tetractinellida; Geodiidae.